Sorghum bicolor (sorghum) is the source of this 1032-nucleotide messenger RNA. RefSeq names its product 60S ribosomal protein L11. Gene Ontology annotation, molecular function: structural constituent of ribosome; RNA binding. Bases 148 to 696 code for a protein of 182 amino acids. Gene Ontology annotation, biological process: translation. Gene Ontology annotation, cellular component: ribosome; cytosolic large ribosomal subunit. The transcript has 6 exons. NCBI's taxonomy places the organism in Eukaryota, Viridiplantae, Streptophyta, Magnoliopsida, Poales, Poaceae. The record is from RefSeq and is a predicted model, not a curated record.
GCCUAAGUAAAGCCGAGACCUCCCUGUCUCUAGGGUUUCCCUCUUUUAAUCCCCCGCCGCCGCCUCCCUCGCACCCUGCCGCCACCCAUCCAUCUCACUCCACCUGACGCCGGCGCACAGGGCCCUGCCGCCGUCGCCGCGUUAUCCAUGGCGUCGGAGAAGAAGCAGUCCAACCCGAUGAGGGAGAUCAAGGUGCAGAAGCUGGUGCUCAACAUCUCCGUCGGAGAGAGUGGGGAUCGCCUCACCCGCGCCGCUAAGGUUCUUAAGUCCUGGAGGGGCCAAUCACCAGUGUUCUCUAAGGCUAGGUACACUGUCCGUUCCUUCGGUAUCAGGCGUAAUGAGAAGAUUGUCUGCUAUGUUACUGUAAGGGGUGAGAAGGCAAUGCAGCUUCUGGAGAGUGGGCUGAAGGUCAAGGAAUAUGAACUGCUAAGGAGGAACUUUAGUGAGACAGGGUGCUUUGGUUUUGGAAUCCAGGAGCACAUUGAUCUUGGCAUCAAGUAUGAUCCUUCAACCGGUAUCUACGGAAUGGACUUCUACGUCGUCCUUGAGCGCGCUGGGUACCGUGUUGCCCGACGCUGCAGGUGCAAGUCCCGUGUUGGAAUCCAGCACAUAGUGACCAAGGAGGAUGCUAUGAAGUGGUUCCAGGUCAAGUAUGAGGGUGUCAUCCUCAACAAGGCUCAGGCUAACACUUCUUAGAAACACUGUUAUAAAGCUCAGCCCUUAGGCAUGAUACCGAUCGCAGCAGAGUUUCACCUCUACUCAAGUUUUCGAUCUCGGACGACAUUAUUUACCAAGACUCAAGUGCUUGAAUUAGUUUUGGAUCGAGGAGCUUAUGGUCUCUAUUAUACUUUGAAAGCUGAAUCAUGGAUAUGCGCAGUUUUAUUUGGUUUCGCAAUGUGCUUCGUUUGACCUACUUUCCUCUAGUGGCCCAUGUAUACAGAGAAGGAUGUCUUUUUUUUGUCCCCUGUUUUGACCCUACAGCUGUAGUCAUGGUGCAUUCGGUAGUCCAAUGGUUGUCUGAUUUGUUUUGCA